AUGGAGGGAAGCGGCGGCUGCAGGAUCGAGCGGGACGCGGGGCAGAGGCCGUCCGCCUUCGACCUGCCCAAGGUAGAACUUCAUGUCCACCUGGAUGGAGCCAUUAAGCCAGAAACAAUCUUAUACUUUGGCAAACGGGAGUGUCCAUACUUCACCCACCUGAAGGAACUGUGCUUGCAACUUGGCAGGAGCCAGGGCUGCCCUACACUUGGAUUACAGGAUGGAGAAAGGGAUUUCAACAUCAAAGCCAGGUCUAUUCUAUGCUGCAUGCGCCAUAUGCCAAGCUGGUCGUUGGAGGUGGUGGAGCUGUGUAAGAAAUACCAGAACAAUACGGUGGUAGCCAUAGACCUGGCUGGGGAUGAGUUGUUGGUGGCUGAGACCUUCCCAGAGCAUAGGAAGGCUUAUGAGGAAGCUGAAAGAUGUGGCAUUCAUCGCACUUGCCAUGCUGGGGAGGUUGGGUCACCGUCUGUCAUCAAGGAGGCAAUCAAUGUUCUGAAGACAGAACGGAUCGGCCACAGCUACCAUGUCCUGGAAGACCCAGCCCUUUAUAGGGAGCUGUUGAGUAGGAAGAUGCAUUUUGAGACAUGUCUUUUGUGCAGUGUCCUCACCGGAGCAUGUGAUCCAGACUUUAGGAAACACCCAGUAAUUCAGUUUAUGAAUGAUAAAGCCAAUUACUCCCUGAACUCUGAUGGCCCGCUCAUUUUGAACUCUACAAUUGAGACUGAUUACAAAAUAGCAAAGCAGUUCUUGGGCUUCACUGAAGAGGAGUUCAAGAGAGUGAACAUCAAUGCAGCUAAGUCCAGCUUCCUGCCUAAGAAAGAAAAGAAGGAGCUUCUCAGUAAGCUGUAUGAAGCCUAUGGGAUGGUCCCGAACAACCCAUCCUAAUCCUGCUUCUCCCAGCCGGCAAGGUGCAUUCACCUCUCCCCAUGUGUGCUCGACUCCUCUUUGUUUUAGUGGGAGCAUAGGAGGAGGAGAUGCCAUGGCACCAGCGCAUAAUACUGGUAUUAUUAUGCUGAGCUUUACAGUCCGAGGCAUACACUAUAAAGCAGUAUUUCCAUGGUUCCUACCAUAUAUACCUACCUACAACACCCACGUACUAAAUAGAUAUCUGAUUUCCUAUAUUUCUGACUCUCAAAUGUACAGGUGGAGUUUUCUGGUCUGAUUCCAUUGUGGCUUAUGCCAGUUUUACAUCCUGGUGUAAAUGAGAGCAAAAUAAGGCCCUGUUUCUUUGUGGUGGUGGUAACAACAUUUUGAUGUGACUUUUUGGUGCUCUAGUUCCAUUGCUGAUCUACCUUAGUCCCUCUCUGCACUACAAAAGUAAUCAUGUUGAGCAGCAGCUGUGGUCAAACCAUGGUAGAAGACAGGUUUUUUCCCCCCACCUUGCUUGUGUGCGUCGAACUGGGUGAAAUUAUUUCAGCAAAUAGUUUAUUUGCUGAAAAAUGCAGCUUUAGUCUACUGAUCAGACCUGACUGGACCAGGACCCAAGCUGAGCACAGCUGACUCGAGAGUGUCAAGUCUUUUUUGGAACAGACCUCCUGAACCAGUCCCCAUCUGCAUCAUCACCGCCAUCACCUUGUCCUUAGGGCUCAGCCUGGUAGGCGUUGGCCACUCCCGACUCCUCCUCUCUGGUCACCUCCUGCCCAUGGUGAUGCCUGCAUGUCCCCCUGCCAGCUGCCCCCACCUCGCUGCGCUGAGUGUGCUGCGAAGUGGGAGGUAUUGCAACUUGUCAGCACGCCCAACCCAGAGGGUCAGGUUUUUUCAGAUCUGACCCUGACAGACCUACUCUUCUUCCUUAUGAGGAAGAAAGAAUUGAACGUGGGUCUCACACAUUGCAGGAGACCACCCUACCCAUUGGGCUAUGGGAUAUCCUGGUGUGGGGCUUUCUCCCUCUCCCCUGUGAAAGCUGUUCUACUGUAUGUAAAUAAUUAAAUAGUCAUUAGAGCUGGGACUUCAACUUGGGCCUCCCACAUGCUAGGUGAGUGCCCUAACCACCAGGCUACCAAGUCAUUUUCACUUUCUUCCCAGCCCAGUGACUCUUCAUUGUCAUGCGAAGUGGCAGUUCAUAGUCCUUCAUGGAGACAUUGAAAGUAAGUGAGAAUGACUCUAUAUCCUGAUGGGUAGGGCACUUUGCUGCAGUGCAGGGAGACCUAUUCAAAUCCCUUUUCCACAUCUGACAGAGGGGGAACUGAGCUCAGGUCUCCCACCACUGGGCUAAAGGUUAGAAGUGAGGUGGUCAUCCCCUCCCCCCAACCCCCCCCUGCAUUUCAUGAUUUCUUCUUUGCUUUUGACAAAUGCCCCAAAUUGAAAAAGGUCAUGUUGGAAUGAAACCUUUUGCUUCAACUUGACUUUUCAACUUUUUGAGUCACCAAUUUUUUUUUUUUAAAUACUUGUUUUCAAUUCAACCCAAAAUGAAUUUUUUUUAAUUGUCUCAGAAUGGCCAGUGAACCGAAAAAUCCAUUAUUCACCCAGUUGUAGUGUGCAUGUUAUAAUCAUACGAGAGAACCCUCUUCUGACACUGGUAGAUACCUAAAUAAAUAGUUUAUUCACCAUUUAUUCUUGUUUGUAUGGAUAGAAAAGACAGUGUUAAAACACAGUUUGGCCAUAACGGUAUGUAAACAAGGUUUAUUUUGUAUUGUAAAUGGGGACUAAGAAAAUGGAAAAUGCAGCAGUGGUUGCACUUAGGCUUUUUGGUUGCAGAAAUACAGUAACUUUUUUUUUUUAAUUUAGCAAUUAUUUUGUACUUCUUUUUAUUUAUUUUAAAAAAAAAUCUGUGUCGCAAGACCUUAAAUCUCCAAAAUGUCACUGCAGAUGAGAGCAUAUAGCUUGGCUUCAGGACACCAGAGGGUAUGUUUGGGGAGUCCAGAGGCCUCCAGAGGUUUGCUGCAUGUACAUAUAAAGUUAGUGCACAUGUUUACAAUUUCAGGACAAAAUUCUCCUCUCAGAUUCUCCACUCCAGCAUUCUGCACUUCACAUGUGAGUCAGACUCCCAGGGGCUGAAUUUUGCUGUCACUCUGUUCUAUUUUUGUUUUGUUUUGGGGUUUUUUUUUAGAUUCUUAAAAAUGUGGUUAACGUCUAUGUUCAUUCUUUCUGCCCUCUUUCUGACAUAAGGUAACCUUCAGGCACUAUUAGUAGAACUAAGUGAAUAAACUAAUGAGCAUACUGUAUAUAGUUAAAUGUCCCAGCUGCCACAAGUGUUUCAGAAGGUACUUAGCAGAAUUCUUGCUGGAAGUCCUGUCUUUAGUAUGUUUGAGAAUUUACAAAGAAAAUAUUAACAUAAUUCCAAAGCCAUUUUGCUGCAUUAUGACACUGUUCUCCUUUUUAUGCAAAGAAAUGAUUGCAUGUUUGGUUGACUGUAGGUUUCAGAUACUUUUACCUCCGAAGAGUUUGUAAACAGGGCUGAGGAAACUGGGGGGGCAGGGAGUGGGGAGAGCUCCAGUAUCACAAGUGGCUGCAAAGACCUGGACCCCAAAGCAACCAACACCAAAAAGUUGCCUUUGAUUAAGGGCUGCGUUCACCAUUCUCCUAGACAUUGGAAGACGGCUGGGAUUUACUGCUCUGAUUUCAGACAUCAGCAAGCCAGUGAUGGGCUGCUAUAUUGAUUUUUAUAAAUGAAUACAAAAUGCUCUUCUCUUAAAUACAUUGUGAGUAUAUACACAAAUAUAUAAAUGAAUUAUUUUUUUAAAGCCAAUGAUAAAUUGUCAGUGUUAAGAAUGAUUCUAACAUUGCCACCCACAAUCUUUUUUUGUUUGGAAAUCUCUCUUCAGAAAUAGCUUGUGAGAAACACCUGUUUGCAUUCUGGAAACUCUAAGUGAAAUGUUGUUCUGGUUUAAUAAAAUAACUUUAUAUUUAAAAAAAUAAUUUUAUUUCUAAUUUCUGCUUAAAGAGCUAAAGGGAAAGUGUCAAAUUCUGCACCAUAGUUCUAGACAAAUGUGACCCACAUUGUUAGAACCUGGGGGAUAAUGGGCUCUGCGAUUAUAUUUAUAUAUAAAAUAGCAUGUCAUCAAAAUAUUAAAGAUAAAACAUCUACCUACUGACCACCAUCACUAGCUGCUGUUUUGACAGGACCUACAAAAAAGUAACCUGUUGUGAAUUCUUCCUUACUGUAGUUCUAUGGGUAACUUUUUUGAAAUUUCCUCUCACCUCCAUAUCCCUAGGGCAUCUGCAGCAAUCACAAACAGUGGUGGAAUCUAUGCAGUUAUCCUGAGUGCCACAAGACGGGCUCUGGUUGCUUGAAGGGAGUCCCAAAAUUCGAGGUGGGAUGGAUGGAAGCAGAGGUCAGGAUGAACCUAUUCUCCCAUUUAGCAGAAGUGUAAAUUGGGACUAGCGUCACUGAAAUCACAGGAGUUGCACCAUUAUAGAAUGGAUGCAUCUUGGAUCAGAAUCAGGCCCUGGGUGUAGACAUGGCAGAUGUCAUUCAGUAACUUUUAGGCCUGACUUUUUUUUUUUUUUCCUCAUAAUGGUACAAAUCAGGAGUAACUCCCUUGAAGUCAGUGGAGUUACACUGGUGUGGGAGGAGACUCCUGUUUGAAGUGCAAACGCGUCUCUUGUUCAGACAUUGCAGGUUCACAACUUCCUCAGCGCUGUCGAUAUGAGCUGUUCCAAUUUCACACAUCGUUUCCCCCAUUAUGCUCAAAGAAAGAGACAUGUCACUGCCAGAAGUGACAGUGUUAUUACUGGGCACUGGGCUGUGAUUUUUCUGGCAUGCAGUCCAAAAACAAUGUUUUGUUUGGUGUUUUUUCCCUUCUGAGCUGUGCAGAAUUAAUCAGAGCUGUGAGGGAAAGCUGAACUUGGAACUGUUCCCUCUGCAGCCAGUUAGAUCCUAGUGUCAGCUCACUUUUGGAGGCCUGCUUUUGCAAGGGUCUUCCACCACUAUGUGUCCGUGAUCAGAGUUUCACUUGCACUUCCCAUUGAAGUCAGUGGGAGCUCUGUGGGCCCAGCAUCUCUGAAAGCCAGGCUGUUACUGAAUAAUAUGAUGUGCUUGUUCUUUCAGCAUAAUUGGUGAUGGCAGCU
Messenger RNA from Terrapene triunguis (Three-toed box turtle), 5010 nucleotides. It is a transcript of the gene ADA, whose product is annotated as adenosine deaminase. NCBI's taxonomy places the organism in Eukaryota, Metazoa, Chordata, Testudines, Emydidae. Gene Ontology annotation, biological process: negative regulation of adenosine receptor signaling pathway; adenosine catabolic process; hypoxanthine salvage. Bases 1 to 885 code for a protein of 294 amino acids. Gene Ontology annotation, cellular component: cytosol; external side of plasma membrane. The record is from RefSeq and is a predicted model, not a curated record. The transcript has 10 exons. Gene Ontology annotation, molecular function: adenosine deaminase activity.